AGAACCUCUAAAAAAUGACAGACUACCUUCUGCAACAUGAAUUCAACAACGUCGGUGGUUUGGAAGAGAACGGUGGUAUGACUGGGACUAGUGAGACUUUUGGAAAAUUCAAAUGGAGACUCGGCAUCAUCAACUCAAAAGGUUAUUUGUGGCUCUCGCUGACAUGCGAACGGCUCUCGAAAGACGUGGAGCAAGUAAAAACCGACUUCAAACUGAUUCUGAUAUCCGAGAACGGAAAUCGCUGGGCCAAAAAUUUCGACGGCUACUGCUUCAAAUUCAAUGGAACUGGAGUUCAUAAGAAAAGCGAGCGGAUCGUUGGAUGGGGGUCGCUGAAGAAUGAUUUUCUGGUGGAUGGAAAGAUCAAGGUUCAGGCUCAGUUGGGGGCACUGGAAGUUGAGGACAUUUGCACAGGAGAGUUCACGAUGGAGCAGGUUUUCAAGAAUGUGCAAGCUUUGAUGCCAGGCGAUGAUGUGUACAGUGAGAGGCAGAGCCAUUUGAAUCUAUGGUGGAAGCUCCAAAUCCGUCGCGACGCUACUAGUCUCGGCGUCUGUGUGUGCUGUAAGGCUGACGAUCAGAAGAGGAGACGGAAGCUUCGCGCGGAUCUCAUCUUGGCCCUCGUCUCGGAAAAUGGGAACAGAUUUGCAGUGAAGCUGAAGGACGCAUGCUUUGAUUUGAUCAGCUCCGAGACGUAUAACUGCCAAGGAAAGUUUAUUCUAGAGUGGAGAUCCAUCGGUGACUUCUUGAACAAUGGGAAGAUGCGGGUUGAAGCCAAGGUGAACGUCUUGGAGAAUGUUGGGGUGAAUAAUGUAAAGUUCGCGGAGGAUGUGAAGACCCAGCCGAUAAGGGUUGAGAGGAGCAGAGCUAGGGAAGAUUAUUUCGACUUUAUCAAGAAGGAAGUGGAUCAGGAAAUGGAAACGGUGAAGGAGAUGGCGAGAAAGGUUAAAUUGUCUAAUGCAAAGCUGGAAGAGUCAUUGAAGAGUCAUUCAAAUGCAGAUGAAGCCGACCUGAUGAAAUUCCUGGAGAUCCGCCACGAUAAAGCAGUUCUUACUGAUGCAACUGUGGAUGUGGUUCUGCAAGUUGCUCACCGCAAGAUUGACUUUGUAGUUUUGGACAAGUGUGAGACGUUUUUAAUGCUGAAAUCCGGAAAGUCUAUAAGCGAGAUUCUGAAAAUCGCUAUGAAAUUUGACAUGGAGAGCCUAAAAAACCACUGCUUAUCAAAAAUCACGACCGUUGAGCAAAUCGACAAGGUUAUCGGGGACUUGAAGCUCAGCGGACUGGACAGAUCCUUGACGGAAGCGUUGAUGGCGAAGGCCUUGGAGUUGAAGUCGAAAUCCUAAUAGAACUUUUUUUUUUGCAACUUGUUUUAAACAAGAAUCUUCCAUGGUUAUAAAAUUUCAUUUUGAAAACUCAGAUGAUUAAUUGAAAAUAAAAGUUAUA
This is a messenger RNA of Caenorhabditis elegans, 1437 nucleotides long. It is a transcript of the gene math-38, whose product is annotated as MATH domain-containing protein. Bases 15 to 1337 code for a protein of 440 amino acids. Lineage: Eukaryota; Metazoa; Nematoda; Chromadorea; Rhabditida; Rhabditidae. The transcript is spliced from 5 exons. The record is from RefSeq and is marked reviewed.